This is a messenger RNA of Jaminaea rosea, 1085 nucleotides long. RefSeq lists its product as hypothetical. Bases 384 to 758 code for a protein of 124 amino acids. Gene Ontology annotation, cellular component: ribosome; cytosolic large ribosomal subunit. Gene Ontology annotation, biological process: cytoplasmic translation. The transcript is spliced from 3 exons. The record is from RefSeq and is a predicted model, not a curated record. Lineage: Eukaryota; Fungi; Basidiomycota; Exobasidiomycetes; Microstromatales. Gene Ontology annotation, molecular function: structural constituent of ribosome.
CCUCGUUCCUCAACCAUCACCCCUCCCUCUUCUUCAUCGUAAGUACGGCAUGCAAGCGUAGAGAUACGCUAGUCGUACCAGGCGGGCGUACAGAAGGAUCGCAGCAGUCGUAGCCGGCAGUCGAGUGCAGCAAGGACUUAGCUCGGACGGGAAGAUUGCGAAGGAAGGGCUAGCCUCUCGUGAUAGGCAGGUGAUGGGAAAGAUUGAGCAGGGAGCUCUGUCGCUGGAAGGGCAAAGGGAUGCAUGAUGCUUGGUGUUCUGCUGCCACUGCUACGACUGCUGCGUCUCAAGCCUCCUGGACUCGACCGCCUUCCAUUCAUCCAUUGUCGAGAAUUCGAUCCUAAUCUGCGUCUCCUCCCUCCUCUCCCCUCUCACAGUCAACAAUGGCCCCCACCAAGAAGGAAGGACGCAAGCAGCGUUCGGCUCUCCAGGACGUCGUGACCAGGGAGUACACCAUCCACCUUCACAAGCGCGUCCACGACGUCGCCUUCAAGAAGCGUGCGCCCAAGGGUGUCAAGGAGGUCAUCAAGUUUGCGCAGAAGGCAAUGGGCACCAAGGAUGUUCGCAUCGACCCCAAGAUGAACCAGGAGAUCUGGAAGCUCGGUGUCAAGGACGUUCCCAGGAGGGUCCGCGUUCGUCUUGAGCGCAAGCGCAACGACGACGAGGCGGCCAAGGAGAAGCUCUACACCUACGUCACCCCCGUCCUCGGCAUCACCGACUUCCACGGCCUGCAGACGGAGACGAUUGACGCCGAGUAAAUGCAGCAGCGCUUUCCCGCCAAAGCAUUCUCUCCUCCGUCAGCAUCGCAUCAUCACCCGCUCUCCUUUGACUCUUGCUCCUUUCAUGUAACACUUGUUCCACCUGGGCGCCGGGAGCUUUGAUCACCUUCUUCGGUGCUCGUAGUCCUCCUCGUCUUCUGGCUCGCCAUCAUGGCCUGUAUGUCCCUCUUUCGAGAGGUGCGUGCAAACGAUGGCAAAUGAGAAUCGUAAGAUCUUCUCAUCGUAAGGUAGCUGGGACGGCGUGAGCGUGGCCGUGCGUUUUCUACGUGUGUGUUCAGCCGAGAGACCGCCGAAGCUCUCAUGAUG